This is a messenger RNA of Eublepharis macularius, 1017 nucleotides long. RefSeq names its product WAP four-disulfide core domain protein 3-like. Gene Ontology annotation, biological process: innate immune response; antibacterial humoral response. NCBI's taxonomy places the organism in Eukaryota, Metazoa, Chordata, Lepidosauria, Squamata, Eublepharidae. Gene Ontology annotation, molecular function: serine-type endopeptidase inhibitor activity. The record is from RefSeq and is a predicted model, not a curated record. The coding region runs from base 3 to 830 and encodes 275 amino acids. The transcript has 7 exons. Gene Ontology annotation, cellular component: extracellular region.
CCAUGCAGCCCACCAGACCCUGCCUUGUGAUGCUCCUCACCCUCUGGGCUCAGCAGGCAUCAGUGUCUUCUCAGGAGUCCCAUGGUCUCCCUUACCGCUGCACCUUACCACCUGAGAUGGGGCCAUGCAAAAUGAAGAUUCGGCGUUUCUAUUACGACCCUGCUCAAGGGGGAUGCCUGACAUUUACCUACGGGGGCUGCCAGGGCAACAGCAACAACUUUGAGACAAAGGAGGAAUGCGAGGAGGCCUGUGGGGAAAUUGGUCCAGACAAACCUGGCAGGUGCCCCACCCCAGAGGGCCCUGGCACCUGUGUGCAUGGCUGUUCUUCAGAUUAUUCAUGCGAUGGAAUCCAGAAGUGCUGCAGCAAUGGCUGUGGGCAGGUGUGCAUAGAUCCAGUAUUUCCAGGCAAGCCCGGCAGGUGCCCUACCCUGAAGGGUGCUGGCAUCUGUGUGGAAGACUGUUCUUCGGAUGAUUCAUGCGAUGGAAGCCAGAAGUGCUGCAGCAAUGGCUGUGGGCAUGUGUGCUUGGAUCCAGUAUUCCCAGAGAAGCCUGGCAGGUGCCCUACCCCAGAGGGCCCCGGCAUCUGUCUGCAUGGCUGUUCUUCAGACUAUUCGUGCUGUGGAAGGCAGAAGUGCUGCAGCAAUGGCUGUGGGCAGGUGUGCAUGGAUCCGAUAUUUCCAGAGAGGCCCGGAAGAUGCCCCCGAGCACCGCCAGGCACCAUCACCGUAUGCCUUGCAAAGUGCGACACAGACUGGGAGUGCCCCUCCCCCCAAAAGUGCUGCAGCUGGGGGUGCAAGAGAGACUGUUUCGACCCCGUCAAGACAGGCUAACCUUGCCUGAACUCCAGAAUCCUUGACAGCUGCCUGUGUAGAAGACCUGCUUCCUUUGAGAGCCGGUGCACCAGAUCGGGCCCUGAUCCUGCUUCCCCGUCCUGCAGUUUCUCCACCUGAGGAACCCCAAGAGAACCUCAUUCUUGGCUUAACUCCAAAGGGCCAUGCUGGAGGGGGAUCGUGAUUA